GCAGCUCGCUACAUUAAUCUUCUAAAAAUAUAUAUUUCGGCUUUUGGUUUGAUUUAUAUCCAGUUCUGUAGCAAGAUAUUUUCGGAAUGACGUACUUCGUUACAGCUCCAUUGGCUUAGCUCACCUUUCCUGUGGUGCAAUACAGUCCAGCCAUGGAUAAGAUUUUGGAAGCGCUGGUCAGCUCCUCCCAUCCUCUGACUGUCAAACGGGCUAUUGUGAAAAAAGUCAUGGAGGCUGCAGAAAAGGAAGUGACCGAGGAGCAGUGCCAGGCCUUGUAUCAUCUCACCACCCGCCUUAUUCUCCUGGGCGAGGAUGCUUUUCAGCGACAGGUUGGCCUCCAAGUGCAAGAAGCGUACGCACGUUACCAUCGCGAUGAGUUUGCCUGCUUCUUCAGCAAGGAAUACGUACUUGGUCUCCUACAGCAGGGCUAUGGCUCUUUGGACCGCAGAGACCCUGCCAUCUUGGACUUUCUACACGGUUCCCUCCGACUGCUCAUCAGCUGCCCGGCUGUGUUGGAGCUGGCACCAUUGCUUCAGACGGAAGUCCUACGCAUCAUCUGUGAACGGCCAGAACCAGCAACUUGUGCCAAGCUGGCCACCAUACUGACGGACUUCCCUCAGUGCGUCCCUCGAGAGAAGGCUGGAGUUCUUUUCUGUCAGCAGCUUGUGCGCACCUUUGUGUAUUUCCACUGUCCUGCCACUGAAGAGCGGGAGUUGCGGGAGUAUGUGACUCGGGUGACCAGGGUGAGUGUGCUGCUGCAGGGCAUCUGGAAGGCUGAGCCGGCCACGCUGCUACCGUCACUGCAGGAGGUGUUUGCCAUCAUCUCAUCCACAGACCCUUCAUUUGAACCCUCCAUUGCUCUAGCAUGCCUGGUCCAGCACAUCCCUCUGCAAAUGAUCACAGUCCUCAUCAAAAGCCUCACCACUGACCAGAAUGUUAAAGAUGCCAGUAUGACACAAGCACUCUGCAGGAUGAUUGACUGGUUGUCCUGGCCUCUAGCCAAUCAUGUGGACACUUGGGUCAUUGCUUUAUUAAAGGGACUUGCUGCUGUUCAAAAGUUCACCAUCCUCAUAGAUGUUACACUGCUCAAAAUUGAACAGGUCUUUAAUCGUCUUUGGUAUCCUAUUGUGAGACAGGGAGCACUGGUGGUUCUUUCACAUAUGCUGCUUAGUUUCCAGCACUCUCCUGAAGCCUUCCACUUAGUGGUUCCUCAUAUAGUCCCACUUGUAAAGUCUUUGAAGAACGAUGGCCUUCCCAACAGCAAAACCUUCCUGCUGCAAUUUGCAGAACUUGUCCACUGCAUGAUGUACCAGUAUUCCGGCUUCCCAGACCUCUAUGACAGCAUUCUUGAAUCCAUUAAACACUUAUUUAAAAUAUACAUCUUUUGUAACACUAUAAAUGUGUUUACUGUCGCUGUUCAAUUUAAUGCAUCCUUGCUGAUCAAAAAAAAAAAAAAAUCAGGCCUGCUUAAGAUCACAGGAAAAUCAGAAACAGGGAAGACGGGACUUGUGAAUCUGGGCAACACCUGCUACAUGAACAGCAUCAUCCAAAUUUUAUUUAUGGCAACAGAUUUCAGACGGCAUGUUAUGUCUCUGCAAUUGAAUGGCAGCAACACCCUCAUGAAGAAGCUCCAGCUUCUAUUUGCCUUCUUGGCCCACACACAGAGAGCAGCAUAUUCUCCAAGGAGUUUUUUGGAGGUUUCUCGGCCACCAUGGUUUACAGCUGGAUCCCAGCAAGACUGCUCAGAGUAUUUGCGCUUUCUGCUGGACAGGUUGCAUGAAGAAGAGAAGACUCUCUCAGCCCUUCAGGUGACCAGCCCAAAACCUGAACCGGCAACCACUUCUGCUGAAACUUUUCAAGCUGCUGCAAGUCAGCCGGUCGCUGAUAUGCCAUCACAUCCAUAUCCUGUGGCAGCCAAUGGAGAUGGUCGCACUCUAGUAGAGCGUAUGUUUGGUGGUCGACUCUCUACAGCCAUCCGCUGCCUGCAGUGCCACAGCCUGUCAGAAAAAGAGGAGCCAUUUACAGACCUCUCUCUUGCAUUCUGCCCCUCGAUGUCCAAGUGCCACGGUCCCACCGAUGAGCACAAAAGCUCCUCCUCUGUGGGACCCUGCCAAGGGGCGGUGAAUGGAGGCAGUGAAUCCUCAGAGGGCUCAGUAAAAGAAGGUGCAGGAACCAGGAUGGAGAGGCCGUUGGUGGAGCCCACACUGUCUGCACCAGAUUUAGUUGACUACUUCCUGGCUCCAGAAAUCCUAGAGAAUGAGAACUGCUACUUCUGUGAACGCUGCGCCUCACUGCAGAGGGCGAAGAAGGUCAUGCAGGUGGUGGUGGCACCGGAGUACCUCAUUCUGACUCUGCUGCGCUUCUCGUAUGAUGCCACCUGCCACGUCCGCCGCAAGAUCCUGGACAAUGUAGGCAUUCCGCUGCACAUGAGCCUACCUUUACGCCAACACGGUAUCUCCGCUUCAACAUCCUCCUCAACUGCAGCUACAUCUUCCUCAUCUGACUCCCCCGACAGUGGUGAGAAUCUAGCUAAGAAGCUCAAGCCUUCUCGAAAGGAGGAUGGGAUGGCGGUAAACAGAAUAAAUAGUGAGACAAAUGACAGCGAUUCGGAGAUGCUGUCAGUGCCGUAUGUUUUGAGUUCUGUUGUAGUGCAUUCUGGGAUGUCCUCAGAGAGCGGUCACUACUACUCGUAUGGAAGGAAUGUGAGUAGCACUGAUGGUUAUGUAGCUCAUCCAUGUCCUAAGACCCUGGAAAGCUCCAGCCUAUCAGAGAGCUCGACCGACACACAUGAGGAAAUGGGAUGCGCUGAGCACAAGUCCAUGGACUGGUUCUUGUUUAAUGACAGCCGAGUGUCUUUUACAAACUUUGAAUCAUUGCAGAAUGUCACCAGUCGCUUCCCUAAGGACACAGCCUAUGUCCUGAUCUACAGGAAACAAGAGGUCAGUGGACAACCAAGCAAUUCAGGGCCAGUUGUAAAUGGCUCAAGACUGAGUGGAGAGCCACCCCUGCAGAAAGAGCUGAUGGAUGCCAUUACCAAAGACAACAAACUCUUCCUACAGGAGCAGGAGCUGAAUGCCAGAGCUCGGGCUCUUCAAGCAACCUCUGCUUCUUGCACAUUCCGACCCAAUGGUUCUGAUGACAACGAUCCCCCUGGCAGCUGUGGACCCUCAGGUGGGGGUGGAGGAGGGGGCUUCAAUACCAUCAGCAGACUCGUCUUCUAAGGAAGAGUCACAGACAUACUCGGAGCACUGGACAGUCCCACUGACAACACCGGACUCCAUUUGUUUUGCCCUAAUUGCCCACAAUGUGGAUAAGUGUGCCACCUCAGAACAGAUGUCUUAAUUUUUCUGGUUUGUGUGCUUUUUCCCAUUUACAUUAACGUUCAUUUACAUUGACGUUCAUUUACAUUAACGUUCAUUUACAUUGACGUUCACUUGAAAUUAAUUGAAGCACUUCGAGUACUAUAGGUCAGAAAUGGGCAUGCAAUAAAUUUGUACAGAAUACAGUAAUAAUUACAUUCUCAUCCUGGAAUCUUAAUUGUUUCUGUUUCUAAACAGAAAUCAUUAGACAGAGAAUGGUUUUAAAAAUUCAAGCAAAUAUUUUUGGACCAUACUAUACAGUGAACUACUUGCAUGAAUGUUUUAAUUUAAAGUUUUUCAGCUUCUGGUUUGAGGAUUACAGUUAUAUCUGUUUUGUCAAUUAUUUAAUUACAAUUAAGUUAUUUUAUUAAUUCAGGGAAUACUUUUUUGACUUAAC
Messenger RNA from Sinocyclocheilus anshuiensis, 3756 nucleotides. Its product is annotated as ubiquitin carboxyl-terminal hydrolase 38-like. NCBI's taxonomy places the organism in Eukaryota, Metazoa, Chordata, Actinopteri, Cypriniformes, Cyprinidae. Gene Ontology annotation, molecular function: cysteine-type deubiquitinase activity. The record is from RefSeq and is a predicted model, not a curated record. Bases 153 to 3221 code for a protein of 1022 amino acids. Gene Ontology annotation, cellular component: nucleus; cytosol. Gene Ontology annotation, biological process: ubiquitin-dependent protein catabolic process; protein deubiquitination. The transcript has 11 exons.